This is a messenger RNA of Bombus pyrosoma, 3334 nucleotides long. RefSeq names its product glutamate receptor 2-like. Gene Ontology annotation, cellular component: membrane. Gene Ontology annotation, molecular function: glutamate-gated receptor activity. Lineage: Eukaryota; Metazoa; Arthropoda; Insecta; Hymenoptera; Apidae. Bases 1443 to 2975 code for a protein of 510 amino acids. The transcript has 7 exons. The record is from RefSeq and is a predicted model, not a curated record.
ACUCGAUGACUUUUAUUUCGUUAUUUGUAACAUUUUCAUUUAAUCAUAUUAAUAAUAACAAUAAUUCAAUAUAUUCUAAUAAUUCUUUCGCAACUUUUAUGUUAGUUUCUAGCAUAGAGUAUUUCUAGUUUCUAGUUUCAUGGCUUUCCCUAGUGAUCUUCUCAAUUUUAUAAAAAUUUUCCUUCAUUUCCGUUAUUUUUUCCUUUUUAUUCUAUGUUAACGAAAAUGUGAUAGAAAAUAAUUCGAAAUUUAUGCAUUAAUAACGACUAUCAUAUAAAUUACCUACAUAUGUAUACGUUUCGUUUAUGAGUAAUCGUUUGUGAAAAUUGAGAUUAAUCACUAAAACUUCCUGUUAAAAUGUAAUUUACUAAUGGAAUGUAGAUCGAUAUAUAUCAUCUACCUAAUGUUAUGACAUAUUGAAAUGGACUGUACAUAUAAUAGACAAGCAAGACUUGAAUCGUUUAAAGUUGCUUAGUUGGCAAUUUUUCAUUAAUUGAUUAAGCAUUCUGUUCAUUAUAAAUAUUCUCUCAAUAUUUUAAUCGGUCUUUAUAAUUUUUACUAUUAACUAAUUAAAGUUUUUAAAUGUAUUAAAUAUGAAAAUAAUAUUAUUAUCUCCUCUAUUCCUUGUUCGCAUUCAGCCUGUCAUGUAUCAUCAUUUACAUUGUCGCUAUAAUAAUUGUCAAUAAUAUUGUUACAUCCUAUUUAAUGGAUUACUAUCGUAGCUAACGUGAUCGUAUUUUUAAAAACUUGCAUUUUUCACGUCAAAAGUUUGCACGAACGUUUCGUAAAUAUUUAAUGCUCAUCCUUGGAUAAAACUACUUGCAUCUACUCACGAGAAUUCAGUUAUUAACGAUUCUCGCAGUCUUUUGAAUGUUCUCGACAAUCUAUUGUUUUUCUGCGUGAUAUACGCGUGCACUAUUCGUGACGUUCUAGAAAGAAGGAAAGAGACAAUCAAUUUGAACGGAAUGAAAAUUAUAAUGUAUUUAAAUGUUAUUUCUAUCUUUUUUCAUUUAACGGGAACUGAAAUGUACAAUAACGAAACGCUGUACAUUCCUUUAAUAAAAUGGAUUCGCAGCUACUAUUCGGCUUCUGCUGUCUUUUUGUUGCAUUCGUCUAACGAGAAUAAAAAUUUCGAUGGUACAAUUUUCAAAUAUUUCCGCAUAGAAAAUUCAUUCACAAUAUGAUUAUUAGAAAUACAAUACAUUUGCUCACUUUUACAUUGUUUAGAUUGGAAACUAACAUAUUUAUUACACACAUGGUCUCGUCUUCUUCAUCGUGAACAGAUUGCAACUUUAAGUAGCACAUUCAAGAACAUUCACGCGCUAGAUAGAAAUAAUAUCCUCCGACCGUUGGCCAUCGUUCUUAUAUCCGGAUCUGACGCAGUUUUUGAAUUUUCAAAGUACUCGAAAUCCUUUAGAAUAUCCCAUUUUGCAUGGUUUGUGAUGUUCGUGCCUACGGCGACGCACGCGGAAAACUAUUGUUACAAUCCGCCUGGAAAUCCAUUUAAUUUGUUAUAUGACACUGAAAUGUUGGUAAUGUGUACCGAUGACCCUGUUCUUCGUGAAUGGUAUUCCGUGGAUGGGAACAACACCGUCACUUCCGAUUUAGUCAAAUGGUAUCCAAAGAAACAAUUGAAGUCCCCAACAGCAGUUGUUGACUUGUUGUCCAACUUGACUCUGCACGAGAGGAGGAAUGACCUGAAAGGAAAAGUUCUGCGAGCUGUCACUAUCAAGGCAAAGAUUCAGACAUUCACGCGUAACGAUUCAGGUGGAGUCAUCAGAGUUUUAACACGUACAAUUUCCGUUUGUCUGCUGCAGAACUCGAUAUUCGUGACAAAAGAUAAUAAGGUGGAAGGAUAUUUUAGUAGAGCGGUCAACGAGCUUGAAAAUUAUCUAAAUUUCACUCUCGAUAUUGUGACCGAGGAACUCGAGUUUGGCAGUUUCAAUGUGACGACGAAAUGUUGGAAUGGGGCAUUUCGUUUAGUGGCUUCUGGAGAAGUAGAUAUCGGAUUGUCCGAUUUUUCCAUGACCAAUAUUAGGCUUGAUUACGUCGAUUAUACGGUUCCUAUUAUAACUACUAGAGACUGUUUGUAUGUUAAGCAACCAGAAAUGUCAGCGGUGAAAUGGCUUGCUUAUUAUAAGGCAUACAGCUUCGCGCUCUGGAUGUCUGUACUCGUGACAAUUGUAAGUGCACAAUUUACUUUGGCUUUUAUGAGAUCUCGAAUAGAAUCCACUGAUCUAACCGUGGAAUUAUACCAUGAAUUUAUUCGAAUUUGGGGUAUAUUCUGCCAGCAAGGUAUUACAGAAGAAUUUCCACGGUAUUCGUCGCUAAGGUUAGCAUACUUUACCGUACUCGUUACCGGUAUAGUGAUAUUUGCCGCUUAUUCCGCGUCUAUGAUAUCCUUUGUAACAGCUUACGUUCAUAAUCUACCCUUCAGCACGAUUGAGGAGUUUGUGAAUGAUGAUACAUACGAUGUAAUUCUCAAUAAAGAUUCCGCGGAUUACGACAUGUUUGCCCUAUCGAAAGACCCCUUUUCGGUACACAUGAUGGCCAAACUAAGACCGAUACAUACUCUACCAAUCAACAUAGAAGAUGGAUUUCAAAGCAUCUGUGACGAUCCUACAUUAGUGUACUACAGCGGUUAUGGUAAAAAAAUGCAGGGAAUAGUGAAUUUUCGUAUUCCUUGCGAUAUCGUCUGCAUUGACUCUGGCCGAGUGGAUAGUUUGUCCCUGAUCCUUCCGAAAAAUAGUCAAUUCACCUCGAUCCUGAAUUACUAUGUGCAGAAACUGCUGAACACUGGUCUACUGAACCGAUUUAAGAACGAAGUAUUUUUCACGAAGAAGAACAAAUUUCAGCCGGUUGGAUUUUAUAGCGUGGCAUCUGUAUUAAUAAUCUUUGUCGGUGGUGUUUCACUAGCCUUUGUUAUAUUAAUCGUAGAGAUGUAUUGCAAUAGCGUUCUCGGUGGAUAUAAAUGACGCUUACAAAUAUGUUCUCUUAAUUAAGGACGUUCACAAUUAUUACAAAACAUCCUGCAUCAUAAUCGUGUGUUCAAACAGCCAUACCAGUAAGUCUUGUUCACUCUUCUCGAAAAUCGUAUGUGUGAAAGUGGUAGACUUAACUGUUUCACGAAUUAAUUAACUUGAAAUGCGCAGUCAAUAUCGAGCCGUUAUGUCUCUCGCUUAAAAUACUUUCUUCCUCGGUUUGUUAAUUCGUAAAAAGAGGCGAGCGCGAAUAAUUAUCGUUUCAGACUUCAAUCAAACGUCCUUGGCUUAUAUAUGGUUACGGGCUUUCUCGCAGCGAGGCAUCUUGACCAUGGUCGUAAGCUUUUCUCAAC